This is a messenger RNA of Acanthochromis polyacanthus (spiny chromis), 3067 nucleotides long. It is a transcript of the gene prdm9, whose product is annotated as PR domain containing 9. Bases 172 to 2853 code for a protein of 893 amino acids. The transcript has 7 exons. Gene Ontology annotation, cellular component: nucleus. The record is from RefSeq and is a predicted model, not a curated record. Gene Ontology annotation, molecular function: protein binding; histone methyltransferase activity. NCBI's taxonomy places the organism in Eukaryota, Metazoa, Chordata, Actinopteri, Pomacentridae.
AAGGCUGCUUUAUUUACUACCGGGGGAGCGUCUUCUCUGUUUGGGAUUGUUUAGUUUCUGCUUUUAGGUGUCAGUCUCAUGUGCUAACAGCUAUAAACUUAUAGUUUCAAGCAGAAGUUGGGGAACAGUCCGAGGAAAACAUCCGCUGAGAGUUGACGAGAGUUUCUCCUCAUGUCGGCCAGGAGCAACGGCGUGGAGUGGGUCGAGACCACCGAGGAGGUUGUUGUAACGGAGGAGAGCCUCCCAGCUGAAAACAGCAGCCCUGCAGUGAUACCAGUUUUCGAAGCAGCAGAAACACCAAUUCAGAAGUUACUGGACACUGUGGGACAUGGAGACAACCCAGAGAGUGAAAAUGGCUUUUACUGUGAGGAGUGUCUGACUCUCUUCCAGGACCAGAGUGAUCCUGAUAACAUCAAUGGCCCGUCUUUUAUUAUUGACUUUCCAACGUGCAUGGGCGUCCCGCAGAGGGCCCUGCUCACUUUACCCUACGGCCUGAUGGUAGGCAGGUCCAGCAUUCCCUGUGCAGGAGUUGGAGUCAUAAAUCAUGGACCCAUAGUGUUUCCUGGGAUGCAUUUUGGGCCGUAUGAGGGGGAAAUGACGACACGGGAACAUGCCAUGUCGAGUGACUUCUCCUGGGAGAUUUGCAAAGGGAAAGAUGAGCAUGAGUACAUUGAUGCUGCUAAAGAAUCCCAGUCAAACUGGAUGAGGUACGUCAACUGCGCUCGCAACAAAGACGAGACAAACCUGUUGGCCAUCCAGUACAAAAGCAGCAUCCUUUAUCACUGCUGCCGGACCAUUCACACCGGAGACGAGCUCCUGGUGUGGCCCAGCAGCAGAAUGCUCACUCAUUUUAGUGAAGCUUGGACCCAGAUGUGGUUUCUGAAGUUGAAUGCAGCAGAGAACAACUUCUCCUCCACAUCUCAGAUCUUCCUGUGCUCCCACUGUCCGCUGUCCUUCACCACCGAGGCCUUCCUCCAGCGACACACAGAAUGCUUCCACGCUGAGCCCAAAGCAGCUGAAAAUGAAGACCAGACCUCCGGUGCCGACUCAGACCAACCUGCAGCAUCUUUAGUCGUGCUGUCUGUCGAUUCCGUCGAUGCCAAAACGUGCGACGACUGCGGGAAGAGUUUCAAGCAAAUCCCUCACCUCAGGAGACACAAGCUGUGCGUCCACUCCAACAGACGGCCCUACUGCUGCCCACACUGCAGGCGGAGUUUCAGUCAGGCGUCUGGUUUAAUCAGACACCAGCUAGUUCACAGGAAGCAAGCUGUGGUGAAAGCUCCUGAUGAGGAAGAACUCCUGGACGAACAGGAGAGCGAGACGCAGAGGUUGGAGCUUUUUAACGCUGCAGAUCCGGCUGUAUCCGAGGAGAUAAAGGAACUGAACGCAAGUGAGAAUCUACAAGAAGCUAUGGAUGUAGCUGACGUUGCAAACACUUCUGCAGACGAAGCAGGAACACCCCAGUGGAGCUGCUCAGACUGCAGUAAAAGCUUCACGAAUGAAGCGUCCCUGAAGAAGCACAAGGUGACCGUCCACGAGAGGCUGCGUCCGUACGUCUGCACCGUGUGUCAGAAAUGCUUCGGCCAGUACAACGACCUGACCAGACAUCUGCAGCGUCACCAGAAACAGAACAAGAGACAGGGGGCAACGAAUGAGGAUCCAGAGGAGUCGGCCACCAUGAUGCCCUUUAGCUGUGCUGAGUGUUUGUUAGCUUUCCCUUCUGUGGAAAACCUCCAGCAGCACAUAAACGAGCAUCACUCCGAGGACGCCGCAGCUGAAAACCAAGAAGAGUCGAUGCUUCCCACUCAGAGACCCCAGCGGCUCGGAGCUAGAUCGAAAGUUUCUGCCAUAACAAAGCUCAUAGCGCCAAAACGAAAGGCGGCUAGUCCUGGUACUGCCGAGAGGAGCUCAGAAUCAGAGGCUAAGCUAACCAAAUACAAAUGGUUCAGCUGCAACCGCUGCAAGAAAACGUACGGAAACCCAGACGACCUCAAAGCCCAUAAGUGCACUUUGAGGCAGCACAAGUGUGGACAGUGUGGGGCAACUUUUAGCAAAUCUGGUUUCCUAAAAAGACAUGAGCAGACGGUGCAUGUGAAGACCAAACCUUCCAGCUGCGAGCGCUGCGGUAAAACCUUCACGACGUCUGGGAACCUUAAGCAGCACCAGAAGAGCAACACGUGUAUGAAGUAUCACUGCACGUCAGAGCUUUUCCCAUGCUCCUUCUGCCAGUUCUCCUUCACCGUGAAGAGCUACCUUAUUAAACACAUCAAGAGGCAUCACCCGGUCGAGUUCCUGUCUCACUGCGAUUCAGACAGUUUAAUGGAUCAGCUGGAGGAAGAGGAGGGCCAGAAGGAGUUUACGUGUCCUCAGUGUGGAAAAACGUGCACAGACACCAAAGCUUUCAAAUCUCACACGUGCUUCAGGCAGGUGAAGGUUCUGUAUUUGUGCACCGAGUGCGGGAAAGGCUUCACCAACCACUACGGCCUGAAGCAGCACCAGCGGGUUCACACGGGGGAGAAACCGUACAGCUGCCCCCACUGCAACAAGAGCUUCUCCUACGUGGGCCAGCUCAACGUGCACCUGAGGACUCAUACCGGGGAGAAGCCCUACCUGUGCACCCACUGCGGGGAGAGCUUCAGGCAGUCUGGAGACCUGAAGAGACACGAGAGGAAGCACACGGGGGUGAGACCCUACAGCUGCCCCGAGUGCAGCAAAAGCUUCAGCCGGCCGCAGAGCCUCAAAGCUCACCAGAUGCUUCACCUGGGGCAGAAGAUGUUCAAAUGCACACAGUGUGGGAAGAGCUUCUCCCGGAGCUACCAUCUCAGGAGACAUCAUCAGAAGAUGCACAUGUGAUUUGGAACAAUCAAUCAUCACCAUUGAAUUGCACUAAAUACUUCCAGACUGCACGUUAUUUAAAUUUGCUUAAAACUGAAGCAUUUAAGAUCCAAAUAAUACAUAUUUAUGUUACUGAAAACAUUUGAUAUCCUGCAAGUAAGGAAAAAAAGUAAAAACAGAUCAGCUUUUUGUUUCCGUCUGCUUGCUUUCAGAAUAAAAACACCCGCCUGGA